GUUCGGAGUUGAAGGGGCGAAUUGCGACGAUGCGAUGAAGAUGAAGGAGAGCAAGAGUGCAAUGGCGACGAUGACGAUGAUGAUGGCGGUAGCCAUGACAAGCCUCUUCACAAGAUGCUCGUGUUUCACCUCUCCCGGCAUGCGUCUGUUUCAUCAUGUUGGACGAUCGCCGGCGGGAAGAGCGACAUGCUGGAGGCCAUCGAGAUCAACUUUCAGGAGUCUUGAAGCCACGAGAAACUCAUACGUGCAAGAUGAAGAUUUCCCGGAUGUCAUGGAUGACGUCAUGACGAGGAUCAGGGAGAGAGAGGCGUCGAGCUCGGCGAGCGUGUCCUUCAAGAAAGACUUUCGCAGGGUAGUAGAGAAUCUCAGAGGCAAAACCAGAGCUCUUGUUUCAAACAUCUCGCUUGCAAAGAUUGUCAGUGACCAGAUAAAUCCAGAACGAGUAUCUAUCAACCUGAAAUUUUUGACUACAUCCAUCGAAAGCUUCGUGGUUUUUAUCAAGCAUUCCAUCACAAUCUUUCUCAGCACAAUGCUGGCAACGUUUACAACCCACUACGAAAAUGCUCGGCUGCUAGGCAAAAAGGCGUAUGACAGCCUGCAUGAGAGAAGCAAUCGCUGGUUGAGCAACUUCAAAGGUCAGAACUCCACGAUUGCCGUCAUGGAACCUAUGACAGUGGACAAAAAGGACCCAGCACAGGAAAUGAUUGAGCUGGGUUUCGACUUUGCAAAAAUCGUUGCCAACAGAACAUAUCAAGCUUCACGAUCAGUCGCCACAACUGUGAUGGAAGAGGGAAAGUCCAUCGUAGAGCAAGGGAGGAAAAUCAUGCCGGGCAUCCUUGCUGUGGGAGCAGUUGCAGCUGCAGCGGAUCUCACCGACGUCGCGCUUGCAAGUGCAGCUGGGCUGAUGCUGACAACAGCUGUUGCGGAUCUCGCUGUGGCAGACAAGAAGAAAAAGAUGGAAGGAACCACCAAGUCAAACGAAAAUAAAGCUCCGACAGUUAUCAAGCUCUCCUACGAUGCAGAAGAUCAAGAUGAUCUGAGGUCGCUUUACACCAAGAUAGUCAACGACUACAAGCAGGAGUUCCCGCUCGAUCUUGCUCUUGCUCAGAUAGACAGCGUGAAGAAGAUCGACAGCAGCCGAGUGCAGCAACUGAGCAAGAAAUUUGCGGAUGAGAACGGACGAUUCACCUUCACCAACUUCAUCCUCGCUGUCAAGGCAUACAUCGCCUGA
Molecule: messenger RNA, 1231 nt
Organism: Guillardia theta CCMP2712
Lineage: Eukaryota; Cryptophyceae; Pyrenomonadales; Geminigeraceae
Exons: 16
Coding region: 35-1231 (398 amino acids)
Source: RefSeq, a predicted model, not a curated record